This is a messenger RNA of Hermetia illucens (black soldier fly), 1580 nucleotides long. RefSeq lists its product as uncharacterized. The transcript has 3 exons. The record is from RefSeq and is a predicted model, not a curated record. The coding region runs from base 638 to 979 and encodes 113 amino acids. NCBI's taxonomy places the organism in Eukaryota, Metazoa, Arthropoda, Insecta, Diptera, Stratiomyidae.
CCCAUGGCGAAGCCAGGCGGGCUCCAAAAGCGUGAAUGCGUCCACGUUCGGGAAGUUGCUCGCUUUGCGUGGCCCCAACGGCCGCCACAGUUCGCUCCAAGACGGUUCCCAGUCGGUGUGUGUUUUGCGCUCGCUGUUUCGGAAGUGUGGAGGCCAGGCCGCCUUUGAAGCGACUUUUUGCACUGCAUUUGCAUACAAAGCGCGUUCCUCAGAUUAGCGCGGAACCGUUAAUUUUAGACUUCCGCCGUUAAUGACUGGGUGGAGUGCAGUGGGUGUGAGUGGCAGUUGUGUGACACAGUUCGCAAGGGAUGAAGUGCUAGUACUGCGCCCUGUUUGCGUGCGCGGGGGGACGGCUAUUUCUGGACCACUCGAGGAACAUCUGCUCCACAGGCACUUGUGAGGGAAUUGAUGGAAGCUGAGGAUCCGAGACUAAUGGGAAAAUAAGAUGAUUGAUUCGGUCGUCGCGAAUCGCUGAGUCUGCCCAUUUCGAUUUAUGCAACCCACGUACUCCGUCUUGAGGGGCAGCUCCACGUAGUGAAGUGCUCAGUUGACCUUUUGCCACCGAAAGGUAAAUGCUCGCGCGGUAACCGUAGCAACGAAUUGUUUUGUCUUCGGCAACAACAGUACCGUGUGUCGAAUGGCCGGCCGUGACGAAAAGAACAAAAAGAAAAAGAAGAAGGAGCAAAUGAUGUCCAACGAUGGCGAUGGCGACGGGGAACAGGUUUCAGAACGACGCUAUGGUUGCUACCGUUUCGGGAUAGUGGUCGCGGUCAUCAUCAUUGUCAUCCUAAUAGCCGGGACCGUGCCCAUAGUCUUCGCUAUUGAUAAUUCCAACGUUAUCCUGAUUGUGAUUAUAGUGACGCUGGUGGUGGUGGGUAUCCUGUUGUUGAUUUACUGCCGAUGGCAGCAGAAGCAGGCGGCACAAAUGCGACAGAAGACGACUGUACGGGAGUUGGAGUACUUGGGGCAAACGGCUUGAUUCGUACUGGGAAUGAGUAUGUGCAGCUGGGCUAGACCCACUGAAAUAAGGCAGCUUCUAGGAUACACAAAUCCCGAUAUGAAGAUAUUUACACUGUUUAGCCCUUUCAAUUGUUGAUUUUGUCACAAAGAGCCUCAUUUUAAAGCUAAGAAGCUUUCCGGAGUUGGUCAUCGAUUGAAACUUGAAUUCAAAAUUCUAUUAUUUGAGCGUAUUUGUAACUCAUACACUUUCCAGAAGUUUUCAGUGUUUACUGAAAAAUCAGAUGAAGAUCGGGUGUUUGCAUAGAUUCUUAUGCUUCGUGAGAUAUGACUUCAACGUUCCUGGAUUUUCCAACAUUUUCUACUUGUAAUGUUCCGAAAUAUUUAACACUAAGAGAGGCUGAAGUAGAUGGCAACUAAGCAACGGCUAGUCAUUAGUUCAUUCAUAAUGAAUCCUGAGUUCCAUGUAAAUUUAAUUUCGUAGAAUUAAUUCUUUAAGUUUAAGCACAAAUUCUAUCCUCCUAUUGAAGAUUAUCUGUUGUAAUCUAUUAACAUUAAUUUAUUGCUUUAAAUUGUUAUCGUGAAACGAUGAGAAAAUAUACUUGUAUUUUUUUACACAAUCA